CCUGCAGGGAAAUAUCCUCCAAUAGGAGCCCUGAGCACAGUGUAGAUACGCUACUCUUUUAUCUGCAGAUGGCCAGUUACUCUCUCUAUCUGAAAUGCUGUAAGCUGGUGAGGGUGAGCCUGCUUUGACCAUUGAGGCAGAGGUUGACGAUGCUGUGCAGCCCUACUAAUAAAGUCUCUUUUUUAAAAGAGAUGAGUCAAAGAAGCCUUAGGACUUAUUUUUUACAACCUGUGAGCUGUCACUGAGUCUUUAAAUUGAAGCAUGACAUUGUGCAGUGAUGCGCUAACGGAGGAAGAAGUAUAACAGAAUCAAGGAUGUCCUUUGGGAAGCUGACGGAGUCUGUUUCAAAUGUAACAUCCAGCUGCAGUGAGAUGGAACUGAAGACUUACACACGCAGGCACACUUUCUGUGGGACAAGGGACGUGCCGCAAACGGCACCUCUGGCCUCUUGAGCAGUUUCAUUCAGACCACUUAGGAGCCCAGCAGAACAUGGAGCGGCGGGGCAAGGGCGGCAGCAGCAGACCCUCGGAGGGCAGCCUGUGUACGAGCCUGGAAGUAAUUACUGCAACAGCUUUUCUGAUGUGGAUGCGAUUGCAAAAUGGACAACAGCAGGAGGACUCCUCAGCGACUUCUGCACAGCGGGCUGAGAGCACCACCUCAAAUAAGGCGUCUCAAUCGAGAAGUAAGACCUCUAAGGAAAGAAACACCAGGAGGAGGAGCCCGGGGACCUGUAGGCCGAGCACAUCCUAUAUCAAAGAGUGAAAAGCCCUCUGCAAGUAGGGACAAGGACUGCAGAGCAAGAGGGCGAGAUGACAAGGGAAGGAAGAACAUGCAAGACUGUGCAAGUGAUGGUGAAAUUCCGAAGUUUGAUGGUGCUGCGUAUGAUAAGGAUCUGGUGGAAGCCCUUGAGAGAGACAUCGUCUCCAGGAACCCCAGCAUUCACUGGGAUGACAUAGCAGAUCUGGAGGAAGCUAAGAAGUUGCUGAGGGAAGCUGUGGUUCUUCCCAUGUGGAUGCCUGACUUUUUCAAAGGGAUUAGAAGGCCGUGGAAGGGUGUGCUGAUGGUUGGGCCCCCAGGCACUGGUAAGACCAUGCUGGCUAAAGCUGUUGCCACUGAGUGUGGCACAACUUUCUUCAACGUCUCCUCUUCUACGCUGACGUCCAAAUACAGAGGCGAAUCUGAGAAGUUAGUUCGUCUGUUGUUUGAGAUGGCUAGAUUUUAUGCCCCCACCACCAUCUUCAUUGAUGAGAUAGAUUCUAUCUGCAGUCGAAGAGGAACCUCUGAUGAACACGAGGCAAGUCGCAGAGUCAAGUCUGAACUACUCAUACAGAUGGAUGGAGUUGGGGGAGCUUUAGAGAAUGACGAUCCUUCCAAGAUGGUCAUGGUGCUGGCUGCUACGAACUUCCCAUGGGACAUUGAUGAAGCUUUGCGAAGGAGGUUAGAAAAAAGGAUAUAUAUACCUCUCCCAACAGCAAAAGGAAGAACUGAACUUCUGAAAAUCAAUCUCCGUGAGGUUGAAUUGGAUCCUGAUAUUCAGCUGGAAGAUAUAGCAGAGAAGAUUGAGGGCUAUUCUGGUGCUGAUAUAACUAAUGUUUGCAGGGACGCCUCUUUAAUGGCAAUGAGACGGCGAAUCAAUGGCUUAAGCCCCGAAGAGAUCCGUGCUCUUUCUAAAGAGGAACUUCAGAUGCCUGUUACCAAAGGAGACUUUGAAUUGGCUCUUAAGAAAAUUGCUAAGUCUGUCUCGGCUGCAGACUUGGAGAAGUAUGAAAAGUGGAUGGUUGAAUUUGGAUCUGCUUGAAUUCCUGUCGGCUCUUUCAUUUCUGGUGUUUUUGUUUAUAAAAUAUGAAGAAAUUCCAGCAAUUUUUUUAGAAAAAAUAGCAGGUUUGGAACUUUUCAUGGAGAGAUUUUUUUCUUAAAGGAAAAAAAGAAUGUAAAACCACAGAGAAUAUAAAUGUAGCUGAGAAAUAAGAAAAGCUUACAUAGAAAGUCUGGUAUCUGCAUAGCCAUGCAUUACUAUUGUCCUCCAAAACCAGAGUAUCGGGGGCCGGAGAAGGCGACCAGUGGCUGUUGUAGAAACUUGUUUACAGAAAAUUGAGAAGGACCUCUGUUUUCUCAAUUGCAUGGGUUGUUUUUUGUUUUUUGGGCUUUUUUUUUUUUCUUCCUAUUCUUUGCGUUGAACAUGAGGGACCCACAUCUGCUGACUUUUAACAUCAGGACUGGGUUUUUGUCAGAUCCAUUAUUUGUUGUUAAGAGUGAUGGUUUUAGAUGAAGCAGCAACUCUGCUGCUAAACGUUUAGAAUUCAAUGAGUACUGUUAGAGUCCCUUCUGUAUGAAUUGUUACCUUCCCUUUCCUCACCACUUCUUCUCUUAGCUAUUUACUCGUUUAUUGAUCUCUGAGGGGGAGUAUCUUCCGGCUUUGUGGUUUUUGAACCGUUCCGGCACGUGGCUUCUCUAGUCUCCACUGUGCUGGCAGAGUUUCAUCUUGGAAGAGUGGGGUGAACACCGUGCUUGCUGGAUGCUCUUCUUCAUUCCAGAAUUCAGAGUUCGUUUUUGCUUUGCCUUCAAUGUGUCCAACAGAUAAAUCCUUUAUUUUUCUUACCUCCACCGUUGUUUGUUUUUUGCUGAACUCGCCUUUCGCUAUUCUAGAGAAAUGCUUUGGCAUUCGAAACAAGUCCACUCUCUGUUGUGGCUAAUACAAAACAAACGAAGCAAAAUCUUGAUGGUUUUCUAGACAGCUCGUUCUUCGAUAAAAUAGCAUUGUUCAUAAUGAACGAUGUUCAGCUGAAAAUUUAAAAACGACCCCUCGUCCAGGUUAAGAGCUUGUUCAGACACACUAAGAGUAGAAAUCUGAGGUGCCCAUUCAGUUCAGUAGGGAUUAGAGGGAAGAAGGAGGCCGGAAAAGGAGAGGCCCUGGAUCCAAUCCCAAGGAGGGUAGCCUCUUGUUAGUUUUGAAAAAUUACAUGGCUCCUAUUCUGAUGGGGCAGCAGAUACUUUCAUAGUCAGGCAUUUAAAAAUUUGCAUUUGAGGGAGUUCCCGUCGUGGCGCAGUGGUUAACGAAUCCGACUAGGAACCAUGAGGUUGCGGGUUCGGUCCCUGCCCUUGCUCAGUGGGUUAACGAUCCGGCGUUGCCGUGAGCUGUGGUGUAGGUUGCAGACGCGGCUCGGAUCCCGCGUUGCUGUGGCUCUGGCGUAGGCCGGUGGCUACAGCUCCGAUUCAACCCCUAGCCUGGGAACCUCCAUAUGCCGCGGGAGCGGCCCAAGAAAUAGCAACAACAACAACAACAACAAUAACAACAACAACAAAAAAAAAAAAGACAAAAAAAAAAAAAAAUUUGCAUUUGAGGAUAUCCUGAAUUUUCAAUUUCAGACAGCAACUACUGGUUUAAAACUAAAACUAAUACAGCUUUUAAACACCUAAAAAUAAACUCUUAGCAUCUUGCUUAAUUUUUUUCCCUGCCGAGAACUGUAUAAUCUUAGAUAACUUAGGUCUGACUUUGAACUGCAGUAUUCUUCAAGGGCUUAAAUUUACCCACCCUUUUCUCUGAGGCAUAGGUUACAAGGAGUUAAAAUCAUGAGAUACCAUGAUUUUAUUUUAAUUGGAUUAGUUCAUCUUAAAAGUUGAAAUGAGGGAAGUUUCCUUUUAAUCAUGAACUUUUAAAAUAAAGAAAUAAUCCCACUAAGAUAACCCUGCAGACUCUUGCCAUCGAGUAACUUACUUUUUCCCUGAAGUCCUGGCGGCAGUCGUUAAAACCUUAGUGUUUUUUGCUAAAACUUGUUUGUGUAUUUUAGUUGAUUAGUUAGAGCAUUUAAAAAUAUUUGUGUCAUUUGUCACGGCUUACAUUUUAAUUUUUAUCUGAAUUCUCAAUGUACCGUAACGUGGUAAUUGUGAUUUUUAAAAAAACUGUCGGUUGAGCAGCGUUUGGAGACUCAAGCUUCCUGGGAGCUUAUCUUGACCAUGUUAAGUUGGUCAGGUGUGCUUUCUUAUUUCGCUGUUUCUCAUUUUGCUGUCAGUGGAUGGUGAAGUCUGUGUCUUCUUAAAGGAUCUGGACGAGAUCCCUGAGGUGUUGUGUCUGAUCUUUAGCAUACACGAUGUGUACAUUGUCUUUAUUGCAAGACUGUGUUGCCUUUCCCAGAAUGAUAGAGUUUGUGCUUUGCUUUGUCUUAUGUUUUCUGUCGCAUUAUUGAAUUAGAAAGAGUUGAUUCCUUUAAUUCAUCUGAAAACCUGAGUGUUUGGAGUUGUGCGACACAGGGCUGUUAAGGACUGAGUUCUGUGCUCUUCCGUCUUGCAGACGUCUGAUCAGAUAGAUAGACCUCCGCUCAGCAGGCUCAAGGUGGCUGCUUGCUGCAGACACGCCCCCGGCUGGGGGCUCUGUGACUCACAGAGUUGGUCCAGGCGGUACGGUUCCGACUGGGCUCUUUCUGUAAUUACACGGUGUAGCUUCUGGCUCCACCUGUGAAACAAGUUCAGAUCAUGAACAGAAGGCACCAUGCUCUGCCUGGGCUUUGGCAAGCUAGUAUGUAGAAGUUUUUCUCUUUGUUCCUCUCUUUAAAUUUGCUUUAAGGUCAGAACUGGUAUCCAGUUGCUUGAGCAGUCUGUUGUAGAUCUGGCUAUUUCCACUCUUUUUGUCAUUUCCCAAGCUGCAUGUUUUAUUUGUAAACACAUACACAUAUAAUUAUGGCAAACAUGUGGACAUGUUACGUGUUUCUUGCCAACAUUUUUCUAGCGUAAUUCCUUUAUUUUUAAAAGGAAAUUAAUAUUAAUGGAAUGUGCCAGGCAAGUGGCUUUCUCAUGUGGGCUGAAACCGUCUUUCGACCCAAGUAGGAGAUAGACGAUGGCAUCACAGACUUCCUCUCCCAGUCCCCAGCUGUGUAGGCAUCUAGAGUGACCAGACACACUCCGGGCUCCAGGCUCUGCCUCCAGAAAUGCCAAGACAACUAGGAAGAGGUAACGUGUUGUGGUCUAGCUGCCUAACAGGGGGUUUUGUUUGGGCGCUGAAGAUUGCAGUUUUUCUGAUGUGACAUUCGACUGUCAAAAAAUUGGUUGAAAUCACUGAUUACUCAAACUGUGAGCAAACGAGUGUCUGGUGAAUCUAGUGUAAACAAACAUACAGCUACGUCAGGAAAAAUGUGUGUUUACAGCCCAGAUUUUCAGUAUAAUUGUCACUCUUUCACUUCUCUACAUGUAGCCUGAUUCUUUUGAACGUGAGAUUAUUGAUACUGUAGGUUGUGAACAGCUUGUGUUUGUUCGAAUUCCUUCCUUGGAAGUUUCUGUGUACCCUGCUGAAUCUAGGACGAGCAUCAAAGACCAGGUGACAGUCCUAUUUCACUUUCCCGACCCAAGGACCCUGAGGUGAAGUGAAGGGCUGAGGCAGGUAUUGCGCCUUGUGUGGGAUUCGGCUUCUGUGUUGGCUUGACUCUUGAGUCUUUUUGGCAUAAUAGUAGAUUCCCACUCUUCCUUUUCUCUUGUUAAGGUGAGUCACCUUAGGAUAUGUCUUGUAUAAUAGGCAUAAAAUGUUAAGGAUGAUUGCUGGCCUUUUCUAAGAAAAGGCCGCUUUAACUAUAUGAAGAAACAAUAGUAAUUAUUCUCUUAACAUUUGUAUCUUCUGUUCCUUAACUGUUUUGAUUGUAUAGUAUAUUUAUAGCACUUACUUUGUGAUGGACAUAAUGUUUAGGAGAAUCUAGACUGUCACAGUAGAAAAGGGUAGGAAUUACAGGGGAAUACAAACAUUUUAAAGCCCAAAUAAUUGUAUUCUCAGCUCCACUAAUUAUUUUUUUGCAGACAAAGCUAAAAAAACUGUAUAAUUACUAUGUUUACUUGUUUAUGCUUGUAAAUUAGGCUUUUUGUACUUAUUUAAUUUUUUAGAACAUUUGCUUUUAAUAUUGUUUUCUCUUGUGGCAACUGUAUGGCUACUUAAAAAAUUAAGUCCCUAAGAUAACAUAUGUUUUUAAACAUUCACAAAUUAACAAUAAUUCUUUGAAUUUUUAUUAGGUUUUUUGGCUUUGAGCAACUCUUUAGCUUUAGCAAUAUUUCUGAAUUUUCAGGUGACUUGUUAAUAAAAACAGGAAAGAUGUUAAGAAUAUUAAGGGAACAUCGUCAAAUUUAUUCUUUUUAGUUUACAUUUCUCGUUUCUCGAUUGACUUGACUUUAUUUGUGUAGAAAUAACCUAGAUUCUGCUUUGUCGCCAACAGUGUGUAGGUUUCUGUACAUUUGGAAAUUUGGCAUAACAAAUAGGGAAUUGAUAUGGAGGUUUUCUUCCUAGGAAAGGCCUCCCGUUUGAUUUUAUGUUCAAAACUAUAAAAUGCACUUUUGUUUUACAACCUCUGAAGUGACUAAAUGUUGCCCUUUGGAAAACCUGAGUGUUUGCACACGUUAUUUCCAAAGUCUGCCUCAGUGAGCCAGGCUUAGGUUUAGGGGAUGCAUUGAAACCGUACUGAAGUUUAGUUUGUCAUCUACGCAGGUUCAUUUAAGUGCUUCCUCUCUCUCCUAACUUUUUUUAACACUGAAAUUUUAACUUAAGAUAUCUGUUAUUCUUCCUCUGGCAAAGCCGUGUAUACCAAACUAAGCCUCUGGGGAACGUCUGCCUUGGUCCUCCCCUCGUUGGUACGUCCGGCUGCCUCACCCGGAUGUGCUGGAGCAGCUGCAGACACGGCCCCCUCCUCGCAUCUUCCCACAGCCCACAGACACAGACUCUUGUGACCGCAUUGAAGAUCUCGGGACCUAAGGGUUCCUGGGUCCGUUCUUCAAGGACUCGAGUGCUGUAUGAAAAUGCACAGAGGUGGACGCGUGGCUCUCCACGCAGCGGCAGCCGGCGCGCGUGCCUCUGGUGAACGUUGUGCAGACAGGGUCCCGUGAGAUCCGUGUGUAUUCUGAGGGCUUUUAAGUGUUCUGCUAAGAUUUUUUGUUCCAGUGUCUGUCUGCCAGUAUUUUGAACCUAACUUAAAGAAAAAAAUGUUUCUAAAUUGUAUUUAUUAAAUGUGCAGCUACAUUGCUAGUGCCACAAGCUUAGCUGUGUCUGUGCAUAGAUUGUAAUUUGGUAAUAAAUUUCUAGAGUGCUG
Messenger RNA from Sus scrofa (pig), 7055 nucleotides. The record is from RefSeq and is a predicted model, not a curated record. Lineage: Eukaryota; Metazoa; Chordata; Mammalia; Artiodactyla; Suidae.